Messenger RNA from Eptesicus fuscus (big brown bat), 451 nucleotides. It is a transcript of the gene KGD4, whose product is annotated as mitochondrial ribosomal protein S36. The coding region runs from base 72 to 380 and encodes 102 amino acids. The record is from RefSeq and is a predicted model, not a curated record. Lineage: Eukaryota; Metazoa; Chordata; Mammalia; Chiroptera; Vespertilionidae. Gene Ontology annotation, biological process: 2-oxoglutarate metabolic process. The transcript is spliced from 4 exons.
CGGCUGCCCAGGACUCCGGUUAUCGCUGCGGCUCGCGAGCGCCCCGGAAGCUGCCCCUUCUCGGGGUCGUGAUGGGCAGCAAGAUGGCGUCCGCCAGCAGGGUCGUGCAGGUAGUCAAGCCACAUACUCCAUUAAUAAGGUUCCCUAACAGAAGAGAUAAUCCUAAACCAAAUGUAUCAGAAGCUGUGAGAUCAACAGGAGUACCUUCUCACUCUUCUUCAAUUUCACAGCAUCCUAAGGGAAGUAAAUCGUCAGAUUGGCUGAUGCAUCAGGGUCCACCAGACACUGCAGAAAUAGUAAAAACAUUACCUCAGAAAUACAGAAGGAAACUUGUCUCUCAAGAAGAAGUCGAAUAUAUCCAACGUGGAGGUCCUGAAUAAUCACUGACACUGUGGCUGCUGUUUGUUAUCAAACAAAGAAUAGUCUUUACAAUAAAGGACUUCCAAAAUGA